CAAAAUAUUAUCAUUCGCAGCGACACACUUUCUCUUGGAUGAGUCGAUGGGUCAAGGGGAAGAGGUGGAAUAUAUAAGAGUCACCCUGGCUAUUUGCUGGUUUCCAGGACAAAUUAUCCCAUCCUUGACAAGGGUAUUCUUUGGUUCGACAUUACACACUUGAUUACUGGAUAUUUAAAUAUUCACCAUGCCGGCCAUUCCACCCACCAAGCUGGUUGCCCUACAAUCCAACCCCGACAAUGUCCGGAACAUUUGUAUUCUUGCCCAUGUCGACCAUGGAAAGACUUCUCUUAGCGACUCACUUAUUGCCACCAAUGGCAUCAUUUCACCCAAGAUGGCAGGCAAAGUCCGAUAUCUUGACUCGAGACCUGACGAGCAGAUACGAGGUAUCACCAUGGAGAGCAGUGCUAUCAGUUUAUACUUCAGCAUGAUGCGCCGACAACAGGAAGGUGCAGAGCCCACCAAGCAGGAAUACUUGAUCAAUCUGAUUGACAGUCCUGGACAUAUUGAUUUCUCAUCUGAGGUCAGCACCGCUUCUAGGCUGUGUGAUGCAGCUGUGGUACUUGUCGACGCCGUCGAGGGCGUUUGUUCCCAGACCGUCACUGUCUUGCGACAGGUAUGGCUGGAGAAACUCAAACCCUUACUCGUCAUCAACAAGAUUGAUCGCCUAAUCACCGAACUCAAAAUGACUCCAGCAGAAGCCUAUUCACAUCUGGAAAGAGUCUUGGAGGGCGUCAAUGCUGUCAUUGGUGGAUUUUUCCAAGGCGAGCGCAUGGAAGAGGAUCUUCAGUGGCGAGAGAGAGUCGACCAGAAACGUGCCGCCAGGGAACAACAGAAGCAGGAUGCUCUCGAUGACAACGCCUCGGACACCGACUUAGAGCAACAGUUUGAAGAGCGUGACGAUGAAGAUCUCUAUUUUGCACCCGAGAAGAACAACGUCAUAUUUGCGAGUGCCAUUGAUGGAUGGGCCUUUACUGUGCGACAAUUUGCCGGCAUCUACGAAAAGAAACUGGGCAUUAAGCGCGCCGUCCUCGAAAAGGUCCUCUGGGGCGACUUUUACCUGGAUCCCAAAUCUAAAAAGGUCCUCGGCCAGAAGCAUCUCAAAGGAAGAAACCUGAAACCUAUAUUUGUGCAACUGGUGCUCGACCCCAUAUGGCAGGCCUACGACGCAACUGUUGGUAUAAACGGAGGCCGAGGUGAUCCUGCCCUAUUGGAGAAAAUCACUAAAUCCCUUUCCAUCACAUUACCACCACAUAUCGCCCGGUCUCGCGACUCCAAGUCGAUUCUUCAAGCCGUCUUUUCUUCGUGGCUGCCACUAUCAACCGCACUAUUGGUUUCUGUCAUUGAAUACCUUCCUAGCCCUCCUGUCGCCCAGGCAACACGCUUGCCCGACAUGAUUGAGAAUCUGGUGGGCUCUAACAGCACCCAUCAAUCCUUGAAAGACUCGAUGAUCAAUUUCAACACAGAACCAUCUGCACCGGUUGUCGCAUACGUCAGCAAAAUGGUGGCAAUCCCAGAAAGCGAACUCCCCUCGAAACGACGAAAACUAGGAGCCACCUUGACGGCAGAUGAAGCUCGCGAACUCGGUCGACAGAAACGUGCAGAGAUUGCAAAAGCCCAAGCAGAAGCAGACGGUGGAGCGACCGUUGAAGGAGUCACGAGUGCCCUAAAUACAACCCGGAUAGGAGAAGAACAAGAAGGCGACGAAACCACAGAGCAACCAGAAGAUCCAGAACAUCUCAUUGGAUUUGCUCGUCUGUACUCUGGAACAUUAUCAGUUGGAGAUGAAGUCUAUGUUUUACCUCCAAAGUUCAAUCCAGCGCAACCCCACGCAUCGCCUGAACCGAAAAAGGUAAAAGUAACUGCACUCUACCUGCUCAUGGGCCGUGGAUUGGAACCUCUAGAAAAGGUCCCAGCCGGCGUGGUGUUCGGUAUCGAAGGUCUCGAGGGACACAUCCUCAAGACUGGCACACUCUGUUCUCAACUCGAGGGCAGCAUCAACUUGGCUGGAAUCUCCACCCUCAGCCAACCGAUCGUCCGUGUUGCCCUGGAACCCACUAACCCCAUGGACCUGAACAAAAUGAUCAAGGGACUGAAACUGCUCGAACAAAGCGACCCUUGCGCCGUUUAUGAACAGAUGCCUAGCGGCGAGCAUGUGAUUCUCACCGCGGGAGAACUCCAUCUCGAACGAUGUCUUAAAGACCUUCGCGAACGAUUCGCCAAAUGUGACGUCCAACCAGGCGAACCGAUCGUGCCAUAUCGCGAAACCAUCGUAAAAGCAGAAGAAAUGGAACCACCCAAGAACAAAGACCUGCCGCGCGGAACCGGCAUUGCCGUCACAGCCUCCAAGACUCUAUCAGUCAGACUACACGUCCAGCCUCUACCAGCCAAUGUCACCGAAUUCCUCAUUAAGAACGGAGCAUCGAUCCGUCGACUAUAUGCCGAGAAACAAGCUCAGGAAGACGGCACCAAACUCUCAGACGAGAGCGAAAAGAACGAUUCCGUAGACCUAGGUAACGAUCUAGGCACCGAACGAAACAACCUCACGCUCGCGCAAUUCAAGACCCAACUCCAAGAAGCAUUCGACGAAAGCAAAGAAGACAAAGAUGUCUGGAAUAAAGUCAUCAGCCGGAUAUGCGCAUUCGGACCUCGAAGAGUAGGGCCUAAUCUAUUCAUCGACGCCACCGGCAAAGACACAUGCAAACGGUUCCUGCUCGACCAGCACGAGAACCACAACCAGACGACAGGAUCGAACGGCACCGCUGCAAACACCGAAACCGAAACUGAGACCGAGACCGAAGGCGGUUUCUCAACGAUCGACUUCUCCGACACCAUCGCAUAUGCAUUCCAACUCGCAACGGCUCAGGGCCCACUCUGUCGCGAACCAACACAAGGAGUAGCGGUAUUCCUCGAGGAAAUCCGACACGAACAACAACAGCAACAACAACCUGGCUCUGGAGGAGACACACCCGCAGCAUCAGAAACAACGAUUGAAUCCGGCCGUCUAACCGGCGAAUUAAUCACAUCGGUACGCGAAGCCAUCCGGUCCGCAUUCCUCGACUGGUCACCCCGUAUUUUGCUCGCCAUGUACAGCUGCACCAUCCAAGCAACACCGGAAGUUUUGGGACGUGUAUAUUCCGUCCUCACGAGACGGCGGGGCUCUAUCCUAUCGGAAUCACUCCUUGAAGGAACACCUUAUUUCACGAUUGAAGCUACCUUACCGGUCGCAGAGUCGUUUGGGUUUAGUGAGGAGAUUCGCAAGAGGACUUCGGGUCUGGCUCAGCCGAUGUUGAAGUUUGUGGGGUUUCAGGUCUUGGAUGAUGUGGAUCCGUUCUGGGUUCCCAGGAGUGAAGAGGAACUCGAGGAUUUGGGCGUUCAUGGUGAACGGGAGAAUGUGGCCAAGAAGUAUGUGGAUCUGGUGAGGAGGAGGAAGGGGUUGCUGAUCAGAGGGGCGAGGGGUGGGAGGGAUGCAGAGAAGCAGAAGACUUUGAAGACGAAUUAGAUGAGAUGCAGGGUUUCAAUGAAUGAAUGAAUGUGUUGUGUUUGGCUACAAUGACGCUGAGUAGGUAGUCUCACUAUGUCAACAUCAUGUUGUUCGAUGUCAUGUCUGAAGAUGUGGAUGGACUACAACAAACAUGCAAUCUCACCCUCAUCGACAGACCUCGUGAGCUGUGGACUUCCACCAAGCGAUUCAGCUGG
Molecule: messenger RNA, 3699 nt
Organism: Exophiala mesophila
Lineage: Eukaryota; Fungi; Ascomycota; Eurotiomycetes; Chaetothyriales; Herpotrichiellaceae
Exons: 1
Coding region: 188-3502 (1104 amino acids)
Biological process (GO): cytosolic ribosome assembly
Cellular component (GO): cytosol; ribonucleoprotein complex
Molecular function (GO): ribosome binding; GTP binding; GTPase activity
Source: RefSeq, a predicted model, not a curated record